UAUUCAGUGAGCGGACGAAAUCGUCUUGUGUGGAUAUUCUGCAGCGAUCCAAGCGCAAUUAAACCAUCUGCGAUACGUAUUGUGAUAACUAUGUGCUGAUCUUUGACGGACCAUCCAAAGAGAGAUAAGUCAGUAGGCAGCUGUGUUUUCCUCCAAAAUUCGGUUGUUUAAUUGAUUAGGUAAAAGACUUGGGUAUACGAUUCAGAUAUGUUCCCGAGGAUCCUCCCUUGUUUCUGCUGAUUUCUGCGUCUCUAAAGGAUCCUUAAAUCUACAGUCCAGUUCAUUUUGUGCAGGAAAACAUGCCGCAAACACCACCAUUUCCGGUCGCGUUUGGCAGUGCCGGAUUUAACAACAAUGUUUACCAAACAAAGGAAGACAGUUAUGGUGGCCUGUAUUACCAUGACAACAACCUUGUAUCAGGGUCCCUGGAAGCUCUCAUUCAGCACUUAGUGCCCAAUGUGGAUUACUACCCAGAUAGAACGUACAUUUUCACCUUCCUGCUCAGCUCCCGCCUCUUCCUGCACCCGUAUGAGCUCAUGUCCAGAGUGUGCCAGCUGUGCGUGGAGCACCAGAGACUCAGCGACCCUCAGGCAGAUAAGAUGAGACUGAGGAACAUUGCCCCGAAGAUGGUGCAGCUGCUGAGCGAGUGGACGGAGACGUUCCCCUACGACUUCAGGGAUGAGCGCAUGAUGCGCAGUCUGAAGGAGCUCACCCAUCGCAUCUCCUGCGGAGAUGAGAUUUUUCGGAAGGCCGUCCAGCAGAUGAUGCAGGCCCUGAUCCGCAAGCUGACCACGCUCAGCCAGUACGAGGAGCUGCUGGCCAAGCUGAACGCCACGGCGUCAGACAGGAUGGCCGCACUGAAGACCAAGCCCCUGUCCAUCCAGAGGGACAUCCUGAGCAUCUGCAACGACUCCUUCGCUAUGGCCCAGCAGCUCACUCACAUAGAGCUGGAGCGACUAAGUUACAUCGGCCCUGAGGAAUUCAUCCAGGCUUUUGUUCAGAAAGACCCUCUGGAUAAUGAUAAGAGUUGCUUCAGCGAUCGCAAGAAGGCGAGCAGCCUGCAGACGUACGUGGAGUGGUUCAACAGACUCAGCUAUCUGGUGGCCACGGAGAUCUGCAUGCCGGUGAAGAAGAAGCAGAGAGCACGGGUCAUCGAGUUCUUCAUCGACGUGGCGCGGGAAUGCUUCAACAUUGGAAACUUCAAUUCUAUGAUGGCCAUUAUUUCUGGCAUGAACAUGAGUCCCGUGUCCCGGCUGAGGAAGACCUGGGGCAAGGUGAAAACGGCCAAGUUUGAUAUCCUGGAGCACCAAAUGGACCCUUCCAGCAAUUUCUACAACUACCGCACUGCGCUGCGUGGAGCCACACAGCGAGCCAUAACGGCUAACAGCACCAGAGAGAAGAUUGUCAUCCCAUUCUUCAGCUUGUUGAUCAAGGAUAUUUACUUCCUCAAUGAAGGAUGUGCCAAUCGGCUACCGAACGGACUUGUUAAUUUUGAAAAAUUCUGGGAACUGGCCAAGCAGGUAGGCGACUUCAUGGCCUGGAAGCAGGUGGAGUGCCCCUUCGAGAGGGACCGCAAGGUCCUGCAGUAUCUCCUCACUGCACCCGUCUUCAGCGAGGAUGCCCUGUUCCUGGCCUCCUACGAGAGCGAGGGACCAGAGAACAAUAUGGAGAAGGACAGCUGGAAGUCUCUGAGGUCUACUCUACUAAGUAGAGUAUAAACGGUGAAGACGUCCUCGGGAGAUGAGUCGCGUGGCUCACUGUGUCUGAGAAGUGAAUGGUAUCCCAGUGUUGAGGGACAGACAAUCCAACCUGCUGAAGAUGCUCUUGGCUGCUCUACCUGGACGUUUCAGGACAGAUCGUUCAUCUCUUUGUGACCUUUUCUAUCUCUCUGAUUGACGAGGAGAAGAGUGGAGAAGGUACUGCCCCUGCUUUGUGCACCUAUCAGAGGAACAGACAGUCUGCCUGACGAAGCCAAGGCUGCUCAAUACAGCAUCAGGGGACCCUGGUACAGAUGGUUUCCUUUACUUUUUGGAAGUGUGUCUUCUCUCCAUGGAGUGGGCUGCUGGUUGGCUCACUCCUGACGGACAUUUGGGAAGCAUCUUUCAGCACUGUGCAUGCUUUGGACAGGCACUAUUGCAUUGAUGGUGUUCCGGGGAAUUACAUUGUCUCGUUCAAAAGCUAAUAUUUGUAGAUAUAUCAUGUACAUCAAAACAUUUUUUUCUACGUGUAAAUACCUGUGUUAUUCUAACCUGAUAUGGUCAGUCACCUUUUCGAAUGAGAUUUAGAAACAUGUUAAAUGCACAUUUACCAGUGGUUGAUGUCAUUUUAUUUUGUGCUACACAAAGCCUUGUAAUACACUAAAACCUUAAUGCUGACCUCCCAUCCUCUAUCAUCUCUGAGGUAUUAACAUUUCACGUUAAUGGACUACUGUGGGCCCCAGUUUCAGAUGAAACACAAAGUUUCAGUUUGCUAUGUGUGUAAGGGCUCAUGGAAUUGCUCCGGAACUCAACCUAACCUACCCCACCCUGACCUCUCUCCCUGAGCAUAACUGCAACCAAAGGUUAAGUGGGAUUAAGUUAAGUGGAUUAUGAGUGUGUAGAAUGAGUAAAGCAAGUUGGGGUGUAUGUUUGUGUGCAUGUGUGUAGAUAAUAUUAUUGAAUAUAAGUAAAGGAGGGUUGAGAGUCCAUACCCAGUGCUUUGUUACAUAUUGUUACCAUGGCAACCCAGGAUCUGAAGAAUUAGGAAAUGCUAGAAGGAUUUUGUUUUGAUAUCUGUGAUGGUUAUUUAUGCGUUUCCUUUUCUGGCAGGUAUGAUUUGUGCUGUCAUGUGUUUUAGGUAUUAUUUACCUUUUUAUUCCAUUCCUAUUUAAUUCUGUACUAGGUACAUAACAUUUUUUGGUAGUUUCAGUUUUUUCCCCUAACAUUCAUUCUUAUACAUGUUUGUACAAGAAAAGCUCUUUUUCAGGGUACGUGAAAUGAAGUUGAAUUUGUUCAGAUGUCUGAUUUAGCUCGUCUCUGCAUCUUCUUAAGCAAAGCUAAUGACAUUAAGGUUUGUUGUGUAAAGAGUUGCAUUUAAUGUGUCCUGGUGGAUUCGAUGAACUGAAGCAGUUAUGUCAAAAGAACCACUAAUAAAAGAAAAUGGAUGGCGCCUAAUGAAA
Molecule: messenger RNA, 3157 nt
Organism: Conger conger (European conger)
Lineage: Eukaryota; Metazoa; Chordata; Actinopteri; Anguilliformes; Congridae
Product: ras-GEF domain-containing family member 1B-A-like
Exons: 14
Coding region: 300-1718 (472 amino acids)
Biological process (GO): positive regulation of GTPase activity; Ras protein signal transduction
Cellular component (GO): plasma membrane
Molecular function (GO): guanyl-nucleotide exchange factor activity
Source: RefSeq, a predicted model, not a curated record